GCCGCUUACGUAUCCUCAAGUGAAAUAAAUUGAAACUUGUGGUCUGCUGUUUGCAUGAAGUUAAACGAGCGCUCGCUUCGUUCGUAAUAAACCGCGACGAUCAUAUUAUGCAGCAGGUUAUCGUCGUGAAUGUGUGGUGCGGCGGCGGUGACUUGGCAGAAUACUUUAGAAAUCGACGUGAAACGCACGCCUCUCUUCCACAUCAUAUUUAAAUUGUUUUUAUCACGAUGUCGCUGUGAUCUAGUGACCUAACGCGAGUGGAAAAUCCUUUAUUUAGACUUUAUCGGGCUAUUUUCAACCGCUAAGUUUAUUUAGUGAACGUGGACGGACACUCAUCACUUCAGUGGCUAACUCAAAUAUCGAGCUGAUAUGGGAUUAUAUGAAGCUUUAUUUGCUUUUGUGCGCCUCUGUAUUCUAUUACCUGGUGAAACUAGCUCGCUGUGAGUGUACACUGAAAUGACGAUGGCAGCGAGUAACAACUCGCUAACGGCAACACUUAGCUCUGGAUCAGCAGCAGGAGUCGCUCAAAUGAGCCAACACUGUGCCAUUUGCGGCGAUAGAGCAACAGGAAAACACUAUGGUGCCGCAUCCUGCGACGGUUGCAAGGGGUUUUUCAGGAGAUCCGUCAGGAAAAAUCAUUUAUAUACAUGCAGAUUUAGCCGAAAUUGUAUAGUGGAUAAGGACAAAAGGAACCAAUGCAGGUACUGUCGCUUACGGAAAUGCUUCAAAGCCGGUAUGAAAAAAGAAGCCGUACAAAACGAACGCGAUAGGAUAAGUUGUAGAAGACCGAGUUACGAAGAAAACAAUCAAAAUAACGGCUUGUCGGUUGGUUCUUUGCUAAAUGCCGAAAUGUUGUCGCGGCAAGUGGGAGCCGCGCUGGAACAAAUGGGGCCAACUCCUGUUAACGAUUACGACUUGUCCAACAAACAAUUAGCCAGUAUAAACGAUGUUUGUGAUUCGAUGAAGCAACAGCUUCUGAUCUUGGUCGAAUGGGCCAAAUACAUUCCAGCGUUCACGGACUUGCAACUGGACGACCAGGUCGCUCUUUUGCGAGCGCAUGCCGGAGAACAUCUUCUCCUAGGACUUGCACGACGUUCCAUGCACCUGAAGGACAUCCUCCUUUUGGGAAACAACUGCAUCAUCACCAAACACAGUCCAGUGAUGAUGUUGACAGACUCCCGAGUCUCUCCGGAUUUGGAUAUUUCCCGCGUCGGUAGUCGAAUCAUGGACGAACUGGUUAAACCAAUGACAGAAGUUCAGGUGGAUGACACUGAAUUCGCUUGCCUCAAGGCCAUAGUAUUUUUUGAUCCGAAUGCCAAAGGAUUGAGCGAACCGGCACGCAUCAAGGCCCUACGUUACCAAAUACAAAUCAACUUAGAAGAUUACAUUAGCGAUAGACAAUACGACAGCAGGGGCAGAUUUGGGGAACUUCUUUUAACACUUCCCGCUCUUCAGUCAAUCACAUGGCAAAUGAUUGAACAAAUUCAAUUCGCCAAAUUAUUCGGCGUCGCACACAUCGACAGCUUGUUGCAAGAAAUGCUGCUAGGAGAAUCGAUUCUAGGUGCCAGUAUUGACACGAAUGCAGCUUCAAUGAUGAGUUCUGCAAAUGCCAGCGUCAACAAUUACCAAAGCACCAGCGAUUCGGCCGAUAGUCCGGUCACUUCGCCCACAACGACACAGUGCAACAGCCCCACAGAUCACCUAAUAAACGGGAACAUUUCAAGCCCUCCAAGUACCGCAACGUCCAAUGUUCUCAUCAUGCGUGACAUCACGCCAAUUGAUGAAAAUUCGUACAUGGCAUUUAAGCAAGAACCCAUUCAAGAAGUGGAGCAACACACCUUUUAACCUAUUUAUUUUUCUAGAAUGAGUUUUUCGUUUUCAAAAGUAUUUCUACAGGGUAAUUUUAAUUGCAUAUUUAACGAGUUCUAUUUAUUAGUCAUCAUCACACGGUUGCAACGAGUGACGUGGCGUCUUCCGUAAAUUGUUACAAUUUAUACUAAACAUGCAGUGCCUUAAACUGAUCGUACAAGUGCUUAUAGAGAGGCUGUGAAAUGAAAAACUACCUUAUAUUAAUCGCACCAUGGUUUCGUGGAAUAUUAUUGCGUGUAUUUUAACUUGCCAAUUUUCAUAGUCAUGUUUUUAAAUGAUAUUGAUAUUUGAUAGGAAAGACCUGAUUGCUCAAUUUUUACACAGAACAAAUUAUGUAUACAUAUACUAUAAUGUAAACAGAUCUCUUGUUAUUGGCAGUGGUGUUUAAUUUUAUCGUAGGUGUAUGGAAUUUAGCAUUACAAAAGACACUCAAAUUUUUUAUGCAAUAAUAAGUAAUUUGCCAUUGAGUUAGUGACAUUUUGUUAUAUCUAAAUUAAAUGCUUUAGAAUAGAUAAGGAAAUAUGUGUAUUCUUCCCUUCUUAAUUUAACAUUUAAAUUUGUGAGUGGAAGGUCUAUGUAUAGUUUAUUGUAUAAUUUUUUAAUUGGUUCGGUCGACAUUGAGAUUUUACUCAGUGUGCAAGUAAGGGUAAUUUAACCUAUUUGUUUUAUUUUUUCUUUAUUUAGUUUGCAUUUUUCUACCAUUUAAGGUGGCAAGGUCCUUUGUUUUUUGUUACCAGUUAUGUUAGUUUCAUUGUUAUAGUCGGUGUUUGUAUUGUUUCUUUGUUUUAUUUAAUCUAUUCAAUUUUAUACAACUUGGCAGAACUUUUGAUAUUGAGAUUAGUUUACCCAAACUUCUCUUCACAUUGUUUAUGCUAUUUCAAUGCAAAAUUGCCGUUAUUUAUUUAGGUAAAUUCAUAAAGGCUGGAGGUGGCAAUAUUACGUUUCUUUCUAUUAUUAAAUAUAUUUUAUAAAAUUA
Tribolium castaneum (red flour beetle) is the source of this 2845-nucleotide messenger RNA. RefSeq names its product Hepatocyte nuclear factor 4 (gene Hnf4). The record is from RefSeq and is a predicted model, not a curated record. Gene Ontology annotation, cellular component: nucleus. The transcript has 9 exons. Gene Ontology annotation, biological process: regulation of transcription by RNA polymerase II; anatomical structure development; cell differentiation. Bases 457 to 1845 code for a protein of 462 amino acids. Gene Ontology annotation, molecular function: RNA polymerase II cis-regulatory region sequence-specific DNA binding; zinc ion binding; nuclear steroid receptor activity. NCBI's taxonomy places the organism in Eukaryota, Metazoa, Arthropoda, Insecta, Coleoptera, Tenebrionidae.